Molecule: messenger RNA, 1282 nt
Organism: Mangifera indica (mango)
Lineage: Eukaryota; Viridiplantae; Streptophyta; Magnoliopsida; Sapindales; Anacardiaceae
Product: E3 ubiquitin-protein ligase RNF144A-like
Exons: 3
Coding region: 230-1120 (296 amino acids)
Biological process (GO): ubiquitin-dependent protein catabolic process; protein polyubiquitination; positive regulation of proteasomal ubiquitin-dependent protein catabolic process
Cellular component (GO): ubiquitin ligase complex; cytoplasm
Molecular function (GO): ubiquitin conjugating enzyme binding; zinc ion binding; ubiquitin protein ligase activity
Source: RefSeq, a predicted model, not a curated record
CUGGCACAGGAAAAGAAGUGGAAGAGAUGCCCUCAUUGUAAUUACUUUGUUGAGAAGAUAUCAGGUUGCAAGACUAUCCACUGCAGGAAAGCAAAUAUUCGCAGGGCGUAAAAGGAGGAAUCAAUAUCCAUUCCAAUUGAAUCGUCAUCUGUAGUUUAUCGGAAACCUACAAACACCCACAAUCGGUGAUGAAGAGUGAAGACAGAAGAAAGAUCCUUAAAAGAACCUCAUGAAUAAUCCGAUUGAGCCUCUGGUUCUUGAAUAUGAUGGAUUCGUUUUCAGGCCACGAACAUGCGGCAGCACAAACGGCACCGCCGCCGCCGCCAUCUCAGCUGAUCACUUCACUGGAUUCAAAAGCUUCGAGCUUUCUCUCAAGGCCGCCACCACAUUCCCAGGAAAACCCUUUUCAAACCCUUCCGUAACGGAAUCUGGGCAGUCUUCAAAUUCUAAAAACGACGACGUCCCUCCGUUUGUUUGUUCGAUCUGCGUCGAACCCAAGACUGCAAAUGACUCGUUUAACAUAAAGGGUUGUCCUCAUUCUUACUGUAAAACCUGCAUCGCCAAAUACGUGGGCUCAAAGUUGCAAGAAAACAAUACUUCAAUCCCCUGCCCAGAAUCCAACUGUGGAGGAUUACUGGAGCCCGAGUACUGUCGAAGUAUUCUUCCUCAAGAUGUUUUUGAUCGGUGGGGAAAUGCGUUGUGUGACGCUGUGAUUCCCGAGGCUCAAAGAUUUUAUUGCCCGUACAGAGAUUGUUCGGCGCUGAUGAUUGACGAUGGGGGAGAGGUUAUAAGGAAAUCAAAGUGUGCGAAUUGUAGGAGAAAGUUUUGUGCGCAAUGUAAAGUUGCUUGGCAUAAGGGGCUUAAGUGCAGGAAGUUUCAAAAAUUGAAGAAGUAUGAGGGAAGCAAUGAAGACAUUAUGGUGAUGAAGCUGGCAGAGAAAAAGAAAUGGAAGAGAUGUCCUCAUUGUAAUUACUUUGUUGAGAAGAAAUCAGGUUGCGCGGCUAUCCAGUGCAGGUGUGGAGAUGCAUUCUGUUACAACUGCGGAACACCAAUAAUUCCUAAUACUCAUGGGUGCCCUAAGUGUUAUCAAACCGACCUUAUGUUGGAAUCACUAAUUUAAAGCUCGAAUCGAGUUGAUCAGAAACCAACAACAAAUCUAGUCUAGGUCAUGGUCAAAACUUGCCGUGUCGUGAAAUAGGAUUAAACUGUUAUAAUAACGUUAGUUUCAUUUCUUACAUUAAUAUUUGCAAAAGAUGAUAAUUAAAUCUAUAUUUUGAGACUA